Rhagoletis zephyria (snowberry fruit fly) is the source of this 813-nucleotide messenger RNA. The record is from RefSeq and is a predicted model, not a curated record. NCBI's taxonomy places the organism in Eukaryota, Metazoa, Arthropoda, Insecta, Diptera, Tephritidae.
AUGUUUAGCUUGAACAAAUCUUUGGCUCAAUUAAAAUCGGCACUUGUUGAUGCUAAAUUGGCCAAAAAGGAUGUGCCUGCGAUUGGUGAAGAAUCAACAAAAUCCGACCAACAACAGAAAGUUGCUCCAAAGAGGAAACGCGGAGUCCAGAAUGGCAAAGGAAAAAGCAUCUCAAGUUCUGGUAACCAAUCGAAAAAAGGCGUUGUUAUGAUCAAGAAUUUUCCACAUGGAUUUUAUGAGAAGUCAAUGUUUCAGUACUUUUCUCAGUUUGGCGAAGUCACUCGUCUCAAAAUUGCUCGAAGCAAAAAGACCGGAAACCCCAAAAACUACGGUUUUAUUGAGUUUCAGUUUGAAGAUGUCGCUAAAAUUGCUGCCGACACAAUGAACAACUAUCUUAUGUUUGAUCACAUCAUUAAGUGCACACUGCUACCUGAGGAGAAAAUUCCAAAAAACCUCUUUCAGAACUGGAAUCGACCAUUUGUUAGCACGGUCAAAACUCACAAGGUCAUUCACAAUCGUAGCAAAACUGAUUCUAAGGAGUACAAACUAAUGGUCAGCCGAUUGAAGCGAGUGCACACAAUGGAAAAGAAACUAGCCGAAAAGGGCAUCACAUUCAAAUGUGUCAUCGCUAAUCGACCCACUGGACUGAGCAAACCGAUAAAGGCUGAUACUAAAUCCAAUCAAACCGUCAGCAAAGUUGUUAGCAAGCCUUCCAAGACAAUGAAGGAGAUUGUUCUCAAGUCAACGCCAAUCGCACGCAGACCUGUCACUCGACGAAAUGUAGCAUCUAGCUUUAAAGUUGAACCACUCUGA